AUGAGCUGCUGGUCCUUGCUUCUGAUGCAGGGGCGGUUGACUGGGGCCGCUCUGGAGGUGUCGACUGCCGUGGAGCGACAGUUUCAGCGGCAACUGCGCCGCAGCGCGAGCUGUUUGCCGCUGCCGCGGGGGAGUGUGGGUGGGAGUCUGUUGCGCAGCGGCGACGCCUGCGCGGCGGGCAACCCGCGCGUCAAGGGCGGCCGCUUGGCAAAAGCUCUCCUCCUCUCGCGCGCGUACAGCAAAAGCUCUCCUCCUCUCGCGCGCAAACAGCAACAAAACUCAAAACAGCAGCAGCAACAAAACUCAAAACAGCAGCAGCAACAAAACUCAAAACAGCAGCAGCAACAAAACUCAAAACAGCAGCAGCAACAAAACUCAAAACAGCAGCAGCAACAAAACUCAAAACAGCAGCAGCAACAAAACUCAAAACAGCAGCAGCAACAAAACUCAAAACAGCAGCAGCAACAAAACUCAAAACAGCAGCAGCAACAAAACUCAAAACAGCAGCAGCAACAAAACUCAAAACAGCAGCAGCAACAAAACUCAAAACAGCAGCAGCAACAAAACUCAAAACAGCAGCAGCAACAAAACUCAAAACAGCAGCAGCAACAAAACUCCUCUCACCAACAAAACAACGCCGUAAUAUUUCGAUCUGUACUUCUCUAA
This is a messenger RNA of Schistocerca cancellata (South American locust), 666 nucleotides long. RefSeq names its product putative cyclin-dependent serine/threonine-protein kinase DDB_G0272797/DDB_G0274007. The coding region runs from base 1 to 666 and encodes 221 amino acids. Lineage: Eukaryota; Metazoa; Arthropoda; Insecta; Orthoptera; Acrididae. The record is from RefSeq and is a predicted model, not a curated record. The transcript has 2 exons.